Messenger RNA from Anneissia japonica, 1056 nucleotides. RefSeq lists its product as uncharacterized. Bases 61 to 912 code for a protein of 283 amino acids. The record is from RefSeq and is a predicted model, not a curated record. NCBI's taxonomy places the organism in Eukaryota, Metazoa, Echinodermata, Crinoidea, Comatulida, Comatulidae. The transcript is spliced from 3 exons.
UGGUGCUACACUGUGGAUCCAAAUGUCAGCUGGGAAUGCUGCGACAUACCAGCAACCAAUAUGUCGUGCCCUUUAGGAGCAUUUAGAUAUUAUCUCCAUCCUGUUCGAUUAUGGAUGUUGAACUACGAUUGCCUGCUUUCACAGUGGUAUUCAAUCGACAGAAGUACCGAAUGUGCGCAUACACCAUCGCAAUCAAUCGACUUGACGAUGACGUUAGAUGAGUACACCAUUCACGAUCUAGAUGCUCUCACAAUCGCGUUCUAUAUCUAUCCUUACCAAAACUCCAUGGGAAAUAUUGUUGGACUUGGUGGCGAUGAAACGCGACUUCGAAUGGAACAAACACAUUCCAACGGUUAUCUGUACCAAUCUGAGGUGAGUGUAUUCUACGGAGGCCAGCAAUUGACAAGGGCUCAUGUUCUGUUACCUGAAGUUUGGACAUUCGUUGCGUUGACAUUCGAUGGAAAGAACAAAAAUAUCAAAUUGUGGAGGAACGGAGAGAUCGCGAGUAUCGGCUAUACAGAUGUUACCAGUUUAGAAAUGAAUUCCGAAAACACGAUUAUUACGAUUGGUGGUGAUGACGCUGCACUGUACUCUAGAAUUGCUGCGCUUCAGUUGUAUGAUCGGGUAUUGGAUGAGUCAGAAAUAAAGGCUGCCAGGGAUCGACCACUGAAUGGUAACGUAUUAUUCGAGGAAUUAGAGCGUAUGCAAGGCAUUGACGGUCAGGUCCUACACACCGUAGUUGCUAAUUCCCCUAUCGAAUGUUCUCGCAUGUGCGGGGCAAAGAUAUAUUGUAAAGCGUUUGGCUUUAGAAAGUAUGAUAAUGUUUGUGUCUUGUACUCAACAUACGUCCUGUUAUCAACAUCUGCAGUUUCAAGUGGUGUAGAUCAUUUUCGAAAGGUUUACUUUGUAUAAUCAAAGUUUCAGAUUGCUAAUGCAAGCAUCAUUAUUCUGUGUGAUUUUUACGUUAGGUUAUAAUAUUUUCCGGAUUAUCACAUGGUAUGUUGGAAUCAAGGUUACUAAAAGGUAUACUUUCUGCUAAAACAAAAAUUGGAAAAU